AUGGCCGAAUUUCAUCCAAGCCUAUUCAGGAGAAAGAAUCGGCCCGAAGACAUUUCUGAGGCAGUGACAGAGGUCAAGUCUACAUCAAUACCACAGAACACACUUUAUGAAGAACCCUUAGUCUCACAGCAUCGGGCAAAGAAAAAGUAUGUGACAGUGUACGGAUUCACAGCAGGAAACCUCGAUGCAGUGAUGGAUACUGUUAAGUCCUGUGGAGAAGUUCUAGAAGUUGAAUAUGGAAGGAACUGGAUAAAUGUUUUGUUCGAUAACGAAGACAGUAUAAAGAGAUGUCUGAGACUAAACACUACGAUGAUCGAGGACGAGAUUGUGGGGACUUUCAGACAAGGAGGAGGAAUUAUUGAUUCCAGCGAUAUUUUUGUAAGGAAGAAGGGGGUUUUUACGUCUAUAAUGGAAUAUCUGUUUGGAGAUUAA
Messenger RNA from Encephalitozoon intestinalis ATCC 50506, 432 nucleotides. RefSeq lists its product as uncharacterized. Lineage: Eukaryota; Fungi; Microsporidia; Unikaryonidae. The record is from RefSeq and is a predicted model, not a curated record. The coding region runs from base 1 to 432 and encodes 143 amino acids. Gene Ontology annotation, molecular function: nucleic acid binding. The transcript has a single exon.